CCUGCUCCUUUUGACCACACUAUUUCUAAUGCAGGCCGGGAUGCUGUUGGCCCUCUUGGCCACCUGGGCACACUGUCAGCUCAUGUUCAGCCGAGCAUCAACCAACAUGAAGACUGGGAUCGGACGUGCUGAAUGAAAUAAAGGACCAAGGGUGCCCGCACCAUCAAUUUUGCUGAGUUCCAGCAGGCCAUGAAGGAGAUCUGUGUUAAACGUUUCAAGGACAAAUCACCAGAGGAAGCCCUGGAAGCUGUGUAUGGCCUCAUUGAGGGGAAGGAGCCAAGCAACGUGGGCACCACCAGAGUCGCAAAAGUAGCUGGGGUCGAGAGGCUGACGGACACUAGCAAAUACACUGGCAGUCACAAAGAGCGCUUUGAUGAGAGUGGCAAGGGGAAAGGACUUGCUGGCCGUGAAGACUUGACAGACAACAGUGGCUAUGUUGGUGCCUACAAGGGAGCUGGCACUUAUGAUAAGACACACUAGGACUGAAGCUACUUUGGGAAGCAAGGAUCUUCUUCCUCUAGGAAUACAUGGCAGAAGAGGCAAAUAAA
Lagopus muta (rock ptarmigan) is the source of this 548-nucleotide messenger RNA. Its product is annotated as tubulin polymerization-promoting protein family member 2-like. Gene Ontology annotation, molecular function: tubulin binding. Gene Ontology annotation, cellular component: microtubule. NCBI's taxonomy places the organism in Eukaryota, Metazoa, Chordata, Aves, Galliformes, Phasianidae. The record is from RefSeq and is a predicted model, not a curated record. The transcript has 3 exons. The coding region runs from base 190 to 480 and encodes 96 amino acids. Gene Ontology annotation, biological process: microtubule bundle formation; microtubule polymerization; positive regulation of protein polymerization.